Messenger RNA from Caenorhabditis sp. 36 PRJEB53466, 1144 nucleotides. NCBI's taxonomy places the organism in Eukaryota, Metazoa, Nematoda, Chromadorea, Rhabditida, Rhabditidae. The record is from the annotation of a GenBank genome assembly.
AUGUCUAUUGUCCAGCAAUUGAUCGAUAUGGGAUUCACCGCCGAGAAGGCCGAGGCUGCCGCUGCGAACAACAGAACCAUGGACCAGGUGAGCAUUUUAAGCUGAGCAACUUCGAAAAGUUCAUUUUCUAGGCUCUCGACUGGAUCGAGAAGGACGCUGCUGGCGUCGUGACCGACGGACAGGCUGCCAACUCAGCCGACGGGACUGCGGAAGAGGGAAGCACCCCGGCAGUUGCGGCAAGCUUCAAGUGUAACGAGUGAGUUCUAUUCCUGAGACAUUUGCAAUCCUAUCACUUCGUUCAUUUUCAGCUGCGGGAAAGUUUUGGCAAAUGAGGAUGCUAUAAUGUUCCAUGCUUCGAAGACGAAGCAUGAGAACUUCAGCGAGAGCACCGAGGAGAUUAAGCCAUUGACGGCUGAAGAGAAGGCGGCGAAAGUGCAAGAGAUUCGCGAGAAGAUCAAGGCUCAUCAGGCCAAGAAGGCAAAGAUCGAGGCGGAAGAAACUCGUGAGAAGGAGAGGAAGCGUCGUGAAGACGGAAAGGCAAUGAUUGCCCACAAGGAGGCAGCUAGAGAGCGCGAUAUUCGGUAAGUAUUUUGAGCUUUCUUUAGUUUUUGUAUUGAUUUUGAUUCCAGCGAAGCUGCCGAAUCGCGUCGCCGAGAGAAAUCGGAAGAUGAAAUUGCGAGACAGCGCGUUCUCGAACAAAUUCGCCUCGACAAGGAGGCUCGCAAGGCGAGAGCAGCUGGACAGCCAAUUCCCGAGCAGAAACCAGUGGCGGUGGCGACUCCAGUGCAGGUUGCUCCGCCGAAGGACUACUCGUCGACCACUCUCCAGUUCAGACUUCUCGACGGACAGACUGUCAGACAGACGUUCGAGGCUAAUGAGCCGGUGAGACAAAAAAGAAAUAAUACGCUUACAUUUUCUGCUUUCCAGCUUGCAAUGGUUCGUGCGUGGAUUGAGACCAAUCACGCUCAUGGAGCUCCGUUCUCGCUCAUGACUCCUUUCCCGCGUAAAGUGUACAACGAGAAUGAUAUGGGAAACCCGCUCAAGUCGCUCAGUAAGCUCAAUCCUUUGAUUUCACAUCUUACAAUUCUUACUUCCAGAUCUCGUCCCUUCCGCGAACAUCGUCCUUGUCGCUCGGCCUAACUGA